Molecule: messenger RNA, 1136 nt
Organism: Pseudovirgaria hyperparasitica
Lineage: Eukaryota; Fungi; Ascomycota; Dothideomycetes; Acrospermales; Acrospermaceae
Product: serine/threonine-protein kinase-like protein
Exons: 2
Coding region: 97-1008 (303 amino acids)
Biological process (GO): protein phosphorylation; mitotic DNA damage checkpoint signaling
Cellular component (GO): nucleus; cytoplasm
Molecular function (GO): protein serine/threonine kinase activity; ATP binding
Source: RefSeq, a predicted model, not a curated record
CAUUCUUUCUAAAGAAAAAACAUUUGUCACGUACGCUUCCUCAAUAGUCUCUCGCGCUUUACAUGCGAUUAAUACUCUUCGAACACCAUCCAAGAUAUGUUCCUAGGUCUUCGCAACAGAAUAUGCUCCCUAUGGAGAGACACAGUGUAUACAAGUAGCCUGUUCGCUUUCUUAGGACCAAUCAUGCGUUACUUCCAAGCCCGCCUCCGUCGCCAUCAGCUCCGAUGCAUAGAAUCUGUUCGAGAUCUUUCUCCCCGUUAUGAGGCAUUCUCGGACGAAGAUGACGAAUACGGCAAUCCAAUAUUUCUCUAUUCGUCAUUUGGCUAUAUCAGCGAUGAUUACAUAGCAUACUUUGGCGAAUCCAAGCUCAGGAAGCGCGAUCUUAGUAAGAAGGAUAUUAUGGAAAGUCUGCAACUCCUUCCAGAUGAAGAUGUGUACCCUUUAGCGCCUCCAAAUGUCACAGUUUUCGCCACUCCAGUAAACAGUAACGUAUACGUAAAAGGACCAAAGCUGCACACAGACUUCAUCGGUACAGGAAUGCUACCAAAACUUCUUCUACAGGAAGUCGAGGUAAUGGAGCUCCUGCGGUGUAAGCCACAUCCUAACAUCAUACAUUACCAUGGCUGCAUAAUCAAACGCGGUCGCAUCGUGGGCAUCGUCCUAGACCGGCAUGCAGACACCCUAGGGCGGCGACUGAAGGAUGGAUUACGACAAUUCAACGUCGAAGAGGGCAUGGGCAAGAUAAGAUCCGCCGUCGGCCAUCUCCAUUCUCUAGGGCUGGCCCACAAUGACCUUACGCCCAUGAACAUUAUGGCGGAUAGCUCCGAUGAGCUUUUCAUCAUCGAUUUCGGUUCCUGCCAGCCAGUCGGCUGUGAACUUAUCACGGCCGGUACACCAGGAUGGAUUGAUGAAGAAUUCACCCAUUCGGCACAGGUUCACGAUGAGAUUGCUUUGGGUAAACUCGAGACAUGGCUCCAGACAAAGAAAGAAAUAGAUAUACAGAGUUGAUUUCAAUGUAGAGAUCGAUUUAGUUCCGCCUAGGACAUUUCUAAAGUAUGCGAAACGUGCCCAUGUUCGCAGGUAAGACGACGUAUUUGGUGAGUUAUUCGGUCCAAUGUAUCGAAUCGAGGUUCUGC